AGUGGACUCCCAGGAGCCGGCCCUGCUCGUCCCCUGGGCCCUCCUUCCCUGGUCCUGCAGGUCUUGCUGCUUGUCAGGCCUCUCCUCCAACCCUCUGCCACAUUUCAGAAAAGCUGAGAACCCCUUGGAGUGAAAAAGGAGGAGAAACACGGUGUCUGUAUCCCAGCAGGAAGUUAAAUACUUUCACUUCUCUUUUCCCCAUUUGGGCAGAAACCUGUGAGGGUGAGUCAGUCUGUCGGCCGACUUCCUGCUCCGAGUCUGCGCAGCCGCACUGCACGCGGGCUGGGCCGACGGGGGAGCUCAUAGGCCAGGCUCUGAGACCCAGGCAGGGCCUAGGGUGGGACGAUGGCAGGUGGGGGCAGCGACCUGAGCACCAGGAGGCUGAACGGAUGUGUUUCACGAGUAGCAAAUGAGAUGAACCAUCUUCCCGCACACAGCCAAAGUGCAAAGAGGCUUUUCACGGAAGACCAGGUUGUAGAUGAGGGACUUGUCUAUGACACUGUGUUCAAGCACUUCAAAAGACAUAAGCUGGAGAUUUCAAAUGCAAUAAAAAAGACAUUUCCGUUCCUCGAAGGCCUCCGCGAUCGUGAACUCAUCACAAAUAAAAUGUUUGAAGAUUCUCAAGAUUCUUGUAGAAACCUGGUCCCUGUACAAAGAGUGGUGUACAAUGUUCUCAGUGAACUGGAGAAGACAUUUAACCUGCCAGUUCUGGAAGCACUGUUCAGCGAGAUCAACAUGCACGAAUACCCCGAUUUAAUUCACAUUUAUAAAAGCUUCAACAAUGCAAUCCAAGACAAAUUGUCUUUCCAAGAAAGUGAUCGAAAAGAAAGGGAAGAGAAGCCUGACAUCAAACUAAGUCUUGAACAAGAAGAAGUGCCAGAAAGCCCAGAAGCAAAGAAGGAAAGUGACCAAGCAUAUGGCAAAAUGGAUACUGUGGAUAUUGCAAACGACUCCACUUUGGGAAACCCCAAGAGGAAAACAAGUAAAAAGAAGGGGCAUGGCUGGAGCAGAAUAAAAAGGAGAAUGCAGGAAAAAAUCCAACAAAAUGAUAACAGCAAAGCCGAUGGCCAGCUGGUCUCGAGUGAAAAGAAGGCCAACGUGAAUCUGAAAGACUUUUCCAAGAUUAGGGGGAGAAAGAGAGGCAAACCUAGAACCCACUUCACUCAGAGUGACAGAGCUCCACAGAAAAGAGUCCGAUCAAGAGCUUCCAGAAAGCACAAAGAUGAAACUGUGGAUUUUCAGGCUCCUUUACUUCCAGUGACCUGUGGUGGGGUGAAGGGAAUUUUACAUAAGGAGAAAUUGGAACAAGGAACCUUGGUGAAGUGUAUACAGACUGAGGAUGGAAAUUGGUUCACCCCCAGGGAAUUUGAAAUCAAAGGAGGCUACGCAAGAUCAAAGAACUGGAGGCUGAGUGUGCGCUGUGGCGGGUGGCCCCUACAACGGCUGAUGGAGGAAGGAUCUCUACCUAAUCCUCCAAGAAUAUAUUACAGGAACAAAAAGAGAAUACUGAAGUCUCAAAACAAUAGCUCAGUGGACCCUUGUAUGAGAAACUUGGAUGAGUGUGAGGUGUGCCGGGACGGAGGGGAGCUGUUCUGUUGCGACACUUGUUCAAGAGUCUUCCACAAGGACUGUCACAUCCCGCCCGUGGAAGCUGAGAGGACCCCGUGGAGUUGCAUCUUCUGCAGGAUGAAGGAGUCUUCAGGAAGCCAACAGUGUUGUCAGGAAUCUGAGGUCCUGGAGAGGCAGAUGUGUCCUGAGGAACAGAUGAAAUGUGAGUUCCUCCUCUUGAAAGUCUAUUGCUGUUCUGAGAGCUCCUUUUUUGCCAAGAUUCCAUACUAUUAUUAUAUUAAAGAGGCGUGUCAAGGCCUGAAGGAGCCCAUGUGGUUGGAUAAAAUCAAGAAAAGGCUGAAUGAGCACGGUUACCCCCAAGUGGAGGGGUUUAUACAAGACAUGCGCCUCAUCUUCCAGAACCACAGGGCCUCUUACAAGUAUAAGGAUUUUGGCCAAAUGGGACUUAGACUGGAGGCUGAAUUUGAGAAGGAUUUCAAGGAAGUGUUUGCUAUUCAGGAAACAAAUGGAAACAGUUGACUGGUUUAGUGGAUGCUGAAGGCCUUCAGGAAAUAUGCCACUGGUUUGCCACUGACUUCAAACUGAGAUCACUUGGGAAAUAGUACAUGCAAGGAGGGGCUUUUCUCUGAGCCUCCCUCAUCUGCUCAAAACCAAAUCCUCAAAAGAAAUUUGAUCAUCAUGAAUCCCAUCCCCAAGAAUCUCAUCAACCAGGGAAGAGGAACUGAGAUCACAGGGAAGGAGAUUGGAGGUGAUACCAGCACAGAUAGACUCUCGCCUCUUCUGCUGAGGUCUGCUCCAGACAACAUUUAUUACUCACAAGACCUUUUUCCUCUGUUUUUUUUGAGACGGAGUCUCACACUGUCACCCGGGGUUGGAAUGCAAUGGCGCAAUCUGAGCUCACUGCAACCUCCGCCUCCUGGGUUCAAGUGAUUCUCCUGUCUCAGCCUCCCAAGUAGCUGGGAUUACAGUGCCUGCCACCAUGCCCAGCUAAUUUUUUGCAUUUUUAGUAGAGACGGGAUUUCACUAUGUUGGCCAGGCUAGUCUCGAACUCCUGACCUCAUGAUCUGCCCGCCUCGGCCUCCCAAAAUGCUGGGACAUGACAGGAGUGAGCCACCAUGCCUGGCCACUCGCAAGACCUUUUAUCUGAAAACCAGCCAAGCGUUAUUCACGACAUACUUCUUCCCUUCACUCUCCCACGUCUGUGGCCAACUCCCUGCAGAACCCCCAAACCCCCGUUCUUUUCGAUAGCUCACGAUGGCGUAUGAGUGUCAAUCAUCUGACUCUUCUUGGAGUCUCAUAUUUCGUGGAACUCCUGUGCAAACAUAUAUUAUUAAAAUUUUUUUCCUCCUGUUAA
Molecule: messenger RNA, 2923 nt
Organism: Symphalangus syndactylus (siamang)
Lineage: Eukaryota; Metazoa; Chordata; Mammalia; Primates; Hylobatidae
Product: nuclear body protein SP140-like protein
Biological process (GO): regulation of transcription by RNA polymerase II
Cellular component (GO): nucleus
Molecular function (GO): DNA binding; protein binding; DNA-binding transcription factor activity, RNA polymerase II-specific
Source: RefSeq, a predicted model, not a curated record